This is a messenger RNA of Castor canadensis (American beaver), 1252 nucleotides long. It is a transcript of the gene Hpd, whose product is annotated as 4-hydroxyphenylpyruvate dioxygenase. The record is from RefSeq and is a predicted model, not a curated record. Gene Ontology annotation, biological process: L-tyrosine catabolic process. Gene Ontology annotation, cellular component: Golgi membrane; endoplasmic reticulum membrane. Gene Ontology annotation, molecular function: 4-hydroxyphenylpyruvate dioxygenase activity. NCBI's taxonomy places the organism in Eukaryota, Metazoa, Chordata, Mammalia, Rodentia, Castoridae.
GGCCUCUUGUCCAGUCUUCCUGGCAAGAAGUUUGACCAAGAUCAACCAUGACGACUUACAGUGACAAAGGACAAAAGCCCGAGAAAGGCCGUUUCCUCCACUUCCACUCUGUGACAUUCUGGGUUGGCAACGCCAAGCAGGCUGCCUCAUUCUACUGCAGCAAGAUGGGCUUUGAACCACUUGCCUACAAGGGCCUGGAGACGGGUUCCCGGGAGGUGGUCAGCCAUGUGAUCAAGCAGGGGAAGAUCGUGUUUGUCCUCUCCUCUGCACUCAAUCCCUGGAACAAAGAGAUGGGCGAUCACUUGGUGAAACAUGGUGAUGGAGUGAAGGAUAUCGCAUUUGAGGUAGAAGAUUGUGACUACAUCGUGCAGAAAGCUCGAGAACGGGGUGCCAAAAUCGUGCAGGAGCCCUGGGUGGAGCAAGACAAGUUUGGGAAGGUGAAGUUUGCUGUGCUGCAGACGUAUGGGGACACCACACACACCCUCGUGGAGAAGAUGAACUACACCGGCCGGUUCUUACCUGGAUUUGAGGCCCCAACAUUCAAGGACCCUCUCCUUUCCAAGCUGCCCAAUUGCAACCUUGAGAUUAUCGAUCACAUCGUGGGAAAUCAGCCUGAUCAGGAGAUGGUGUCUGCCUCGGAAUGGUACCUGAAAAACCUGCAGUUCCACCGCUUCUGGUCCGUGGAUGACACGCAGGUGCACACAGAAUACAGCUCUCUGCGCUCCAUCGUGGUGGCCAACUAUGAGGAGUCCAUCAAGAUGCCCAUUAAUGAGCCAGCACCAGGCAAGAAGAAGUCCCAGAUCCAGGAAUAUGUGGACUAUAACGGAGGAGCUGGGGUCCAGCACAUCGCUCUUAAGACCCAAGACAUCAUUGCAGCGAUUCGCCACUUAAGAGAGAGAGGCAUGGAGUUCUUGGCUGUUCCACCAACGUAUUACAAGCAGCUUCGGGAGAAUCUCAAGUUGGCCAAGAUCCAGGUGAAGGAGAACAUCGAUGUGCUGGAGGAGCUGAAAAUCCUGGUGGACUACGACGAGAAAGGCUACCUCCUGCAAAUCUUCACCAAACCCAUGCAGGACCGGCCCACGCUCUUCCUGGAAGUCAUUCAGCGCCACAAUCACCAGGGCUUUGGAGCCGGAAACUUCAACUCGCUGUUCAAGGCUUUCGAGGAGGAGCAGGCCCUUCGUGGCAACCUCACCGACCUGGAGGCCAACGGGAUGGUGUCUGGCAUGUAGGCCCCGCCCAUCUCCAGGCCACA